ACUCUCAUUGUUGGCAGUGGCAGCGCAGACAGACAGACAGUGUGACUGAGGCUCAACUGUGAUGAGUUUAAGCAUCAGAGUCAUCAGCUGUUGAUACAGCCGGUGUGUGUGAGAGAGAACAGAGAGAGAGAAGAGAGAAACGGAAGAAACAGAGCGAGGCGCUGAAAGGAUACGACUAUGCUGUGCUGUAUCAGGAGAACUAAGCCGGUUGAGAAGAACGAAGAGGCCGAUCAGGAGAUCAAGCAGGAUGGAACCAAACCUGAGGAGAACGCCCACAAGGCCGCCACCAAGAUCCAGGCCAGCUUCCGCGGACACAUCACCCGGAAAAAGAUGAAGGACGGAGAGAAAGACGAGGAAAACGACGCCACUCUGGACGAGUCUGCUGAGGCCGAGGAGGAGAAGAAGGAGCGAAUCUCUCCGUCCGAGGAGAAACCGGCCGAGGUUUCCACGGAAACAGCAGAAGAGAACAAACCGGCCGAGCAGCCUAACUCACCUGCUGCUGAAGCCCCACCCACCCCCGCUGCUGACCCGGCCCCCUCAGACACGCCCGCUAAAGAGGAGGCGCCAGAGCAGCUGCAGGAGGCGGAGAAGCCGAAAGAGGCGGAGAACACGGCGGCAGAGAACCCCGCCCUUGAAGUAAACACACAGGAGGAGGAGAAGAAAGAGGAGGAGAAGAAGGAGGAAGCCAAACAAGCCGAUGUGCCUGCCGCCGAGAGCCAGGAGACAGACCAAAUAGACAAAAAAGAGAGCGUGGAAGACUCCAAACCAGCAGAGGAGGCUGUUUCAGACGAGAACGUUUAACGGACGACCAGUGAAAUGUAAAACCCUAAGUAACCGACAGACUGCUCGAUGAUAAAGACGGUCUGUUUUUAUGUUUGUCCUCUCUUUUCUGGUGUGGCAAUGAUUUUCUGAGGUGUGGAGGGGGUUUUCCAGUGCAGAUCGAUCGCAGACGGACACAAGCCUCCAUCUGUCCAGCUCCGUCCGGAGCUCAUCGCAUGAGAACCCGUCCUCCAGAGACCAGAACCUUCUCACACGCACCCAACUAAUACAUGUGGCUUCUUUUAAUGUCCUUGGUGUUGUUAUGAGCGUUUAAUUGGAGAUAUUGCUGCACUGAUGUUAAAAAUUGAGAAAAUUCAACAAAAAGAAAACGCGCCAGCCUUUCUGUUCAAGUGAGUUUGAAUCUAAGGAGUAAAAUUGUGGAAAAUGGUUUCAUGUCUGUUUUCAAAAUAAAGAAAUGUGCCAAUUA
Puntigrus tetrazona (Sumatra barb) is the source of this 1246-nucleotide messenger RNA. It is a transcript of the gene gap43, whose product is annotated as growth associated protein 43. The coding region runs from base 178 to 801 and encodes 207 amino acids. NCBI's taxonomy places the organism in Eukaryota, Metazoa, Chordata, Actinopteri, Cypriniformes, Cyprinidae. The record is from RefSeq and is a predicted model, not a curated record. Gene Ontology annotation, molecular function: protein binding. The transcript has 3 exons. Gene Ontology annotation, biological process: regulation of growth.